AUGGGUAGAGGAUGUACUACGUUUCUCGUCGUUUCAUUAAUGACGUUUAAUGUAAUAUUUCUCUUAAUUGGUGCCGCAAUACUAUGUUUUGCCGUAUAUUGUUAUGUGGAUUCAUUAAUUCAAAGUGCAGUAUCUCGUUCUGGACAUGCCGAUAAAAUGCAGAACUUAUUAUAUGCUCUUAUCGGCCUAGGCUUGUUGACGAUUGUUGUGGCUGUAUUUGGAUGUUGUGGAGCAUAUCAUGAAUCUCGCUGCCUACUUGGAACAUACUCUAUUUGUUUAACUAUUAUGUUCGGAGUUGAAAUAGCUACAGCAGCCCUGUGUUUAGUAUUUAAAGUUGAAACGGAAAGAAGGAUUAUUCAAGCUUUAGAAAAUAUUAUAAUGCGAUUUAAAAAUGAAUCAGUUGAUGAAAACUUUGACAAAAGUGAUUCUUACCGUGAUUGGAUACAAAAAAGCCUUCAUUGUUGUGGUAUCAACGGAAUGAAUGAUUAUCCAGGAUUAACUGUCCCACUAUCAUGUUGUAUUCCGAAGCAUCGAAAUUGUCCAGACAAAUCUGCCUCGUACACUAUAGGGUGUAAACAAGUAAUUAAUGAUUUGGUAAAAGAAAAAUUUCUCAUGGCAAUAAUCCUUAUUAUGAGUGUUCCAGUAUCAAAGUUAUUCGCAUUACUAUUUGCUAUACUUUUAUGUUGUUCAGUAAAACAACGAAAUGAGGUCGAAUAUACUGAAGUACAGGUGAAUGUUUAAAAGUGAUAGAGAGAAGAGAAAAAAAAGAGAAACACUAAAUAAUUCUUGUACGAGAGGGAUGAUUAAACAAACUAACAAACAAAAAUCAGACCAAUAUUCAUUCAUUCAUCCAUCUAUCUAUCUGUUAGCCUCUUUUUUUCUUAUGAUUAUCAACAUCAUCAUCAUUAUCAUAUCUUAUUAGCAUUUUUCAUUGUUGUAUUCCCU
Schistosoma intercalatum is the source of this 945-nucleotide messenger RNA. The record is from the annotation of a GenBank genome assembly. Lineage: Eukaryota; Metazoa; Platyhelminthes; Trematoda; Strigeidida; Schistosomatidae.